CUUAAAUAAAUGCUUUGAGAUCUGGUAGGAAAAAUCGAAACCAGCAAAGAUGUUUUUCGUCGACAUCUGGAAAGUGCCAGUUUUUUGACGGUUAGUUUAGGGUAACAAAAUCAUAAUUGGGAAAGGACGCUUGUUUAGAGUAAUUUGAAGGCACUAGAAACCUUUUUUUACAGCCCUAGACCCAUUAAAAAAACCCCUAAGCUUAUCCACGGCAGGAGCAAAAGGCUCUGCUUUCCUCCAAUCCGUGACGUGGAUUUCUGCCUUCCUCCCAUGAAUACCAUACUGCAAGGCCACAGUGCUAACGAAAUAACUAAGUUAACUUGGAUGCAGGUGUCAUUUGAUUUACUUGUUCAAUGAGCUUAGCUGAAUUCAUUUACUUGACCAUGCCUCAUGAAUUACCUGUCAAACAGGUCCCACAUGGUUCAAUUUAAUUGAUUUCUCUGAUCAUUUCUCAUGAAUUACAUUUAAAACUUGGUUUCAGUGAAUUUUUUCCCCUGGUUUUUUAUCUCACUAAGCAAGUUUCAUUAUCAGGGUCCAUUACUCUUGCGUACAGCUUGCUUGUGAUUCUUGUGGACCUGCAGAAAAACCGUAGCCUCAACAUGGUUUACUUAUCUAUGCCAUCAAUGCUAGGUUUUCUGUUUUAGCUUCAAUCCCGUACGAUAGACUGAGUUGGAUAUACUGAGUACUUAUAAUCUUCAUUGAAGGAGUCUACUGUCCAGCAUAAUGGUUUCCGUAGCGUCUACUAUGAGACAUCAAUCUUUUACAUUUCGCUGCAGUUCGAUUUCGUCGAAUUCCCAAUUUAUUUUCUCCUCCUCCCGUGCAAUCGCUACCCACAAACUCUCUUGUAGGAAUCUGUCACUUCAGAAGGGUUUCUGCCAUGUGAAAAUGAAAUUAUUAUCUAGAUUGAUUGACAUUCAUUGUAAUAGCUACAUUUUCAGAGGUGGGAGACAUGGCAUUCAGGUUAGGUGUGCUCAGGGUUCUCCAGGAGAGACUCAGGACAAAGGACAUUCUUUCUUCAAGGAAUUUGGGAAGUUGGCCUUAUGUCUGGCAUUGGUUGGAACUUUUAUGACACAGCUUUGCCUUGAGCCCAUCUAUGCAGUUCAGUCUGGAUCUGCAGUACCAGAUGUUUCCUUGUUGAUGUCAGGACCUCCAGUCAAGGAUCCAGAUGCUUUGUUGAGAUAUGCUCUACCAAUCGACAACAAACCUAUUAGGGAUAUACAAAAGAAUCUUGAGAAUAUCAAGGAAAAUCUCAAAAUUCCAGGCAUGAAGGCACUGAAAUCAGCAGGGAAGAACACAGAGCAAGCCACUUUGGUACUUAACAAAUAUAAUACAGAAAUUCUGGAUGAUAUUGCGGAGUCAAAGAAAGAAAUGGGAAAAGAGUUGGUCGAUAAACUUAACCUUGGGUUACAAGACUUAAAAAAAAUUGUGGAAGCAAAGGAUAGGGAUGCAAUAGCACUGAAGCAGAAAGAGCUUCUUGACAUUGUGGGGUGUGUGGAGGAGGAUAUGGUGGACAAUUUCCCCUUUGAUGUGCCUGAAGAAUAUGCGGAUAAACCUCUGUUAAAAGGAAGAGCCAUGGUAGAAAUGAAAGUGAAAAUCAAGGAUAACCCCACUUCUGAUGAUGUUGUUUUUCAGCUGGUUCUAGAUGGCUAUAAUGCACCUGUUACUGCAGGAAAUUUCGUGGAUCUUAUACAAAGACAUUUUUAUGAUGGUAUGGAGAUUCAAAGAGCUGAUGGAUUUGUAGUACAAACUGGCGACCCUAAAGGACCAGCUGAUGGUUUUGUAGAUCCCAGUACAGAAAAGGUACGAACAAUCCCUCUAGAGAUAAUGGCUGCUGGAGACAGGUCACCUAACUAUGGGGCGACAUUGGAGGAGCUUGGUCGCUAUAAGGCCCGGAUGAAGCUUCCAUUCAAUGCAUGUGGAACUAUGGCCAUGGCUCGUGAUGAAUCUCAGGAUAAUUCAGCUUCAAGCCAAAUUUUUUGGCUUCUGAAAGAAAGUGAAGUUACUCCUAGCCGGUCCAACAACUUGGAUGGAAGAUAUUCAGUCUUCGGAUACGUGACUGAAAAUCGGGACCAUCUAGCUGACCUGAAGGUUGGAGAUGUAAUUGAGUCUCUACGUGUUGUCUCUGGCAUUGAUAAUUUGGUAAAUCCUAGCUACAAGAUCGUAGGGUAGUUUAUGAAAAAACAAAUUACUGUUUAUUUUAAAUUAAUUUCUGAUCCAAUGUUUAAAAAUGCAUACUCAUAGGAAUGAGAUGUUCUAGAAUUCUGAGAUAAUUGAAGUGGCUAAUCUUUGUCAA
Messenger RNA from Cryptomeria japonica (Japanese cedar), 2293 nucleotides. RefSeq names its product peptidyl-prolyl cis-trans isomerase CYP38, chloroplastic. The transcript is spliced from 7 exons. Gene Ontology annotation, biological process: protein peptidyl-prolyl isomerization. Gene Ontology annotation, molecular function: peptidyl-prolyl cis-trans isomerase activity. Lineage: Eukaryota; Viridiplantae; Streptophyta; Pinopsida; Cupressales; Cupressaceae. The coding region runs from base 724 to 2169 and encodes 481 amino acids. The record is from RefSeq and is a predicted model, not a curated record.